AGCGUGCUCGGUCACUGCGCAUGCGUAAAUCCCGGUGUCCGGUGUCAGGCUGUCAGCAGCUGUUGAGACCAUGAACGGACCGAAGCAGAAAAGAAAACACCCAGAAUAACCGAGUGAGUGGACCCGGCACCGAGUCAGGGCUGAGCCGGUACCGAGCCGGGACUGAUCCGCGAAGCUGCUCCGAAGCUACCGGAGCAUCAGCUGUUAUCUAACGGGACCCUGCGGCGCACUGACGGGCCACGGGCUCAUGGUUACCACGCUGCACGCACUGACCCGUUCUGACCGGUACUGACCCGGGUCACUUGGUGGACGAUCGGAACCACCAGGCGGACUGUCUCCGGGUUUCUCCGCCGGCUUCUGGUGCAGUUUAGCCGGCUAACGGAGGCUAACGAGCUAGCUGCCAGUGGACCACGAGCCCGGCCGGGACAAACCGCUCUGACCCGGUUUGGUUUAAGGACCGGGAGCCAAGAUGCUGAUAGCAGCAGUUGGAGCAGGAAGUGGAAACAGUGCCUCCACUGGAAAGAAACACAGACGGAGAGGCAAAAAACACAGACGGGUCAGAACGGACGAGAGCCGGCCUGAUGACCUCUGUGACCUCCAGACUCUAAAUGUUGACAGCAGUCCUCCCCCAGCAUUGUUGCACAGUUACCAUCAAACCACCCAGCUGCCCCCCAAGAACUCCACCACAUCUCCAGGAAACACUCCACCAUGUACCGUAGACCUCCAUGAAUCCACCACAGCACCUCGACAGAACCUUGUACAUCCCACCAUGGUUCCCACUGAACCCACCACGGUUCCCACUGAACCCACCACGGUUCCCACUGAACCCACCACGGUAUCCACUGAACCCACCACGGUAUCCACUGAACCCACCCUUCUUUCCCCCCAGGAUGUGACCCGGACCCCCUCACCGCAUCCUCAGAGCUCCCUGAACACGCCACCCUUCCUGGAUGCAGUAGAUACCCCUGUACCUCCUGAACGUACCCCCCACACUGCCCCGCUGCCCUGUCUAAAGGUCACUGUUCCAGUGACUCACCAGAUUUUCAACCAGUCACUUCCCGCUACAUCUCAAAAUCCUGCCCACAGUCCGAGUCAGUCACCGCCAACUGAAAACUUUACCCACAAUUCCUCCAGAUUGCCUCACAGAACUCUUGAAAAUGUGACUCAGCGUCUUUCUGAUGGCCAAUCAAAUUGCUCCAAAUCACCUCCACCUAUACCACACAAUAUUACCCACAAUGCCUCAGAACUACCAUCGCCUGCCAAAGCUGCUCUCAGCCCUCCGUUAAGCCCCUCCCACCCAGAUCCCGUCCUGCUGACCUCGGUGACUUUCACCUCCAGUGUCUCCUCCCACCUCUACAGCCCGGUCUGCUCCUCCUCCUCCUCCUUCCUCCGCUCCCUCGACUCUAUCAGCCCCUCCAUUGGCCUGCUUCCCAUGAUGUCAUCAGCCACCCCACAACUGACCACACCCCCUCCAACUCUGGGCCCGUCCCCGCCCGAGUUAACCCCGCCCCCUGCCCAGCUGCUGGGCUCUGAUGAUGAAGAGCAGGAGGACCCGUCAGAUUACUGCAAAGGUGGUUACUAUCCCGUGAAGAUCGGUGAUCUGUUUAAUGGGCGGUACCAUGUGGUCAGAAAACUGGGCUGGGGACAUUUUUCUACAGUGUGGCUGUGCUGGGACCUGCAGAAGAAGCGUUUUGUGGCGUUGAAGGUGGUGAAGAGCGCUCCUCAUUACACCGAGACGGCUCUGGAUGAGAUUAAACUGCUCAGAUGUGUGAGAGACAGUGACCCCUCUGACCCCUACAGAGAGACCAUCGUCCAACUCAUAGACGACUUCAAGAUCUCAGGUGUCAAUGGAGUCCAUGUCUGUAUGGUUCUGGAGGUUCUGGGUCAUCAGCUGUUAAAAUGGAUCAUUAAAUCAAAUUACAUGGGACUUCCUUUAGUCUGUGUGAAGACCAUCAUCAGACAGGUACUGCAGGGUCUGGACUACCUCCACACAAAGUGUAAGAUCAUCCACACGGACAUCAAACCAGAGAACAUCUUAUUGGAUGUCGAUGACGUUUACAUCAGAAGAUUGGCGGCUGAGGCUACCAUCUGGCAGAGAGCUGGAGCCCCGCCCCCUUCUGGGUCAUCAGUUAGCAUGGCUCCCAGGGAUCUACAGGCUGGUAAACUGUCAAAGAACAAGAAGAAGAAGUUGAAGAGGAAAGCCAAGCGUCAACAGAGACUGUUGGAGGAAAGACUGAUGGACAUUCAGAAGAUGGAGGAAGAAGACGGGACGCAGCUACACCCUGAAGACACUGAUAGUAACUGCUCUCUGACUGUCAACGGAAACGCUUCCUGCUCCACAGCCAAUAGCAAAGCAAGCCCAGAGUCCGCCUCCUCCUGGUUGGAGGACAGGUGUAAUGGCCACGCCCCCGGUCGGUUCUCCAGCCCCGCCUCUGGCCUAUCAGGGUUCUCCAGCUCUGUGAUGUCAGCGACGUCUGAGUCAGCACUGUCUACUCAGUCAGGAUACUCAAGUGGACGAGAACUGUUCAGUGCCUCAGACUUCGUCCUCAGUCCUCUCGAUCCUCUGAACGCUCACAAACUCAGAGUGAAGAUUGCCGACCUGGGAAAUGCAUGCUGGGUGCACAAACACUUCACUGAGGACAUUCAGACCAGACAGUACCGAGCUCUGGAGGUUCUUAUUGGAGCAGAAUACGGACCGCCGGCUGACAUCUGGAGCACCGCCUGCAUGGCGUUUGAGUUGGCGACAGGCGAUUACCUGUUUGAACCUCAUUCAGGAGAAGAUUACACCAGAGAUGAAGAUCACAUCGCUCACAUCAUCGAGCUGCUGGGGCCGAUUCCUUUGCCCUUCGCUCAGUCUGGCAGGUACUCCAGAGAGUACUUCAACAGGAGAGGUGAGACUGUCUGUCUGUCUGUCUGUCUGUCUGUCUGUCUGUCUGUCUGUCUGUCUGUCUCACCUGUUUCACCUGUCUCUCCUGUCUCACCUGUUUCACCGGUCUGGCCUGUCUCAGGUGAGCUGCGUCACAUCUCCAGUCUGAAGCCGUGGGGUCUGUUUGAGGUUCUGUUGGAGAAGUACGAGUGGCCGUUGGACCAGGCGGCUCAGUUCAGUGACUUCCUGUUGACCAUGUUAGAGCUGCAGCCUGAACGCCGUGCAACCGCCGCCGAGUGUCUACAGCACGCCUGGCUACACACAUAAACACACACUCACACACACACACACACACACACACACACACGUUGGGGUGUUAGAAGUGUCUGUCUGUCAACGUUGAGUUCAUGUGUGUUUGGAAAUUAUCACCUCGACUGACUGUCUGAUUGAUUGAUUGAUUGAUUGAUUGAUUGAUUGAUUGAUUGAUUGAUUGAUUGAUUGAUUGAUUGAUUGAUUGAUUGAUGUGUCUCAUUAGGGCCAAACGUCCGUCUGAAUACGAUGAGGACUGUAAUCAAUAUAAUUUCCUGUUUGUGACUCAGAAUCAGAUUGUUAGUUUAUAAGCAAAAAUCACAUUUACCUAUGUCUAGUAACGAGUCAUUGUAACGAGUCCUCUUAAAGUCCAGACGUUUGGAUUCACAAGUGACCUCAUCUCUGCUGACCUUUGAUCUCCAGCAGGUCACAUGAUGCUGUUUAAAACUUCAGUCGAGGUUUAAUUUCCCUGCAAAAAUCAGCUGAUUUCAUCUUGUCUGAUUUCUAAUGAGUCAGCUGAUUUCUCUUUAAAUGUUUUUUUUCUUUGAUUUUUUUGUGAUUUAUUUACUUUUGACAGAUUUUAUGUUUUUCUAAAUUUUACUUCCUGUCGCUUUAUGAAACUUAUUGAUUAUUGAUCAGAGACUUCUAAGAUCCUGAACCUCUGUGAUGACGAUGAUGAUGAUGAUGAUGAUGAUGGUUUAAACGAGCACACAGUAGCUAACUCUCUCAUUGACUCUGAUCACAGUAUAUUGAUGACAGUAUUGAUCUCUGUAGCUCACAGUGAGUUGUCCUCAGAUGACCUUUGACCUCUCACCUGUUUCUAUGUUCAUAUAAUGAAUAGUGCCUUGAAAAUGACCCCGCCCCCUCCUGCCUGUCACAGUGACAUCAGCAGUGACAUCACUUUCUUUUCUACGUGUGUCCCUCUGUGUGGAAUGUUUCUUCUGUGAAAAUAAAUAUGAAUGAAUGCUUGUCUCA
Larimichthys crocea (large yellow croaker) is the source of this 4150-nucleotide messenger RNA. RefSeq names its product SRSF protein kinase 3 (gene srpk3). NCBI's taxonomy places the organism in Eukaryota, Metazoa, Chordata, Actinopteri, Sciaenidae. Gene Ontology annotation, cellular component: cytoplasm; nucleus. The transcript is spliced from 16 exons. The record is from RefSeq and is a predicted model, not a curated record. The coding region runs from base 470 to 3193 and encodes 907 amino acids. Gene Ontology annotation, biological process: peptidyl-serine phosphorylation; regulation of mRNA processing; spliceosomal complex assembly. Gene Ontology annotation, molecular function: protein serine/threonine kinase activity; ATP binding.